Molecule: messenger RNA, 902 nt
Organism: Zalophus californianus (California sea lion)
Lineage: Eukaryota; Metazoa; Chordata; Mammalia; Carnivora; Otariidae
Product: histone H2A type 3
Exons: 1
Coding region: 304-696 (130 amino acids)
Cellular component (GO): nucleosome
Molecular function (GO): protein heterodimerization activity; DNA binding; structural constituent of chromatin
Source: RefSeq, a predicted model, not a curated record
CCUCUCCAAACAAAAGGAGCCCACGUCCUGAGGAACUGUAUUUAUACGUCCUGUAUGCAAAUGAAGGAUCCAGAGUUCCUCGUUUCUGAUAGGCUCAAGUGCCGCGCAACGUCACUACCUGAAAAGGCGCAUGCAAAUUAGGGGAAUGGAGGCCUCCUUUUCUGAUUGGCCACCAUUGCUAUCCAAUCGGGCGAGGCCGGCUUGACUACCUCCGAACCAUAUAUAAGGGCUCACAGAGGCCAGUACCUUCGUUACUUUGCCGGGGUUUUUCGGCUUUUUCUUUCCCCGACACCCGUCUUGGAAAUGUCCGGCCGAGGCAAGCAGGGCGGCAAGGCGCGCGCCAAGGCCAAGUCGCGCUCGUCGCGGGCCGGCCUUCAAUUCCCCGUGGGUCGCGUGCACCGCCUGCUCCGUAAAGGCAACUACUCGGAGCGUGUCGGGGCCGGCGCCCCCGUGUACCUGGCGGCCGUGCUCGAGUAUCUGACGGCCGAGAUCCUGGAGCUGGCGGGCAACGCGGCGCGCGACAACAAGAAGACGCGCAUCAUCCCGCGCCACCUGCAGCUGGCCAUCCGCAACGACGAGGAGCUCAACAAGCUGCUGGGCCGCGUGACCAUCGCGCAGGGCGGCGUCCUGCCCAACAUCCAGGCCGUGCUGCUGCCCAAGAAGACUGAGAGCCACCACAAGGCCAAGGGCAAGUGAGGCUGCGGAGGCGGGCUGGCAGCGGCCGUGCGCCCCGGGCGCCCCGUGACACCAAAGGCUCUUUUCAGAGCCACCCACAGUCUCGAGAAAAGAGCCGCACUGAGCACGCAUCCUUUCCUUGUUUUAGGACUGCGUUCUCGCGGGCGCACGGGGAGCCGGGCCCGAGGCACGAUCCGGGCGAGCCUACGCGCGCGGUGGGCUCCCGC